AUGGCUUCACGAGAGGAGACACAAGCUCAGCCCUUUGCAGACAACUUUGAUGAAGAUGAAGCUGAACAGUCUUUCCUGUUGUCCAAGCCCACUUGCUUAAUUAUACUUGGAAAGCCAGGUUCUGGAAAGAAAACCUUAGCUAGAAAACUAGCACAAGAAUGGAAAUGGAUUUUCAUAGAAGCUUCAGAAGUAAUUCAAACCAAUAUUAAAGAAGAAACAGAAUAUGGGCUUAAGUGUCAAGAAUUGCUUCUUCAAGGUCAAAGUAUUUCUGAAGAACUGGUCACAGAAAUGAUUCUGAAAAAGCUUGAGUCACCAGAAGUUGCUCAUUUUGGUUAUAUUCUCAGUGGAUUUCCUUCUCUCUCAGAGGAAUACAUGACUAUUCCACAGCAAAUAGAGAAAAUAAAAAACCUAAAGUUAAAACCAGAUUUCCUGAUUAACAUUAAGUGUCCAGACUAUGACUUAUGCCAAAGAAUAUCAGGACAAAGGCAACACCCUGUUACAGGGCAGGUAUACCAAAGAGACCAGUGGGAUCCUGACUUUAUUGAAAAGCAUAAGAAAAAGAAAGGUCAGGAUGAAGAAGAGAAUGAAGAAGAAGAGGAAGAAGAAGAAGAAGAAGAGGAAGAAGAGGAAGAAGAGACUGCAGAAGACCCACUCAAGAUGCUGGGAUCUUUGCAUCAAUUAGUGCAGAGACCUGAAGAUAUUCUUGAAAAUGCAGAGGAAAGAGUUGAAACAUACAAGGACAGAAUGCUUCAUCCUUUAGAAGUCUGGAUGGCUGAGCAGGAUCGUGAAUAUCUCAUUGAACUGGAUGGAAAUCAGCAACUGGAUGAUCUCUUUUCAUCACUGGUAACUCAGCUUCAAUCUCUGGGGGUUCGAAGUGGGGCUCCUGUCACUGUACUUCAAAAUGAAGAAGAGGAAAUGCUGGAGGGACUGGAAAAUGAUGAACUUUUCCGGGUUCUGUCAUCUUGCAAACUAAUAGCACCCAGGUAUCGGUGGCGGAGAAGCAGGUGGGGGGUGGCGUGUCCUGUGGCUCUGAAGGCAGGUGAUAUUGUCAUGGGAAACCCAGACAUGGCUGUCAGUUUUCUAGGUAGGAUGUACCUCCUGUCAUCCCCAGAGGCAAUGAAAGCAUUUCUGUUGAAUCCACGGCCUUACUUGUUGUCACCAAUGCCAGUUCCUCCUUGUAAAGUGCUGGUGUUUGGUCCCCCCUUCUCUGGAAGAACAACCAUUUGUAACCUAAUUGCACAGAAAUAUAAAGGAGAGGUUCUUGAUAUGGCCAAACUCAUUCAAUCUCACAUGGAAGAAUUAAGAGAAAAGAACAUUGAGAGAGUGCAAAGGGAUGCAGCAGAAAAGGCCUUAACAGCAGUGAAAAAUGGGUUGGAAUUGGAAAAACAGUCAAAGAAAUCAGGAGACUUGCAAGAAGAUGACAGUGUCAGUGUCAGAGAAUCAGACGAUUCUGAAGACCCCACGAAAACCAGAGGAGGAACAGAUUUGGAAGAGGAAAGUACUGUAGAAUCUACCAUCACCCAAAAAGAGAGAUUAUUAGAGACAACUGCUGACCACCCAGAAGUACAAGGAGCCUCAGAAGAAGCCACGAAAAGUGCAUCAGUCUCUGGAGCGAUACUGUCACCUCAGCUCUGUGCAGAAGUCCUGGAGAGAGCUAUUGCAAAGCUUAUGAAGAAGAACAAAGACAGGUUUCCUGGUGCUCCAGAAAAAGGAGGAUGGGUGGUGGAUAAUUACCCUCUCUCAGUAGAUCACUGGUCAGCUUUAACAGAAAAAGGACUUUCACCAGACACUGUUGUCUGUCUGAAGGACACAGAGAAUGAUGGAGUCUAUACAUUACACAGAACAUACUUAGCAAAUGGAGGUAAAAUUAAUUCUCAGAUUUUGGGAAGACUAAGCCAUGAAGCAUUAGAAGAGAAAGCAGAAGAAGAUAAAAAAGAACAAAAACAAGAAGAAAAAGAAAGAGAAGAAAUGCAAGAAAUACCAACAGCAGAGGAAGAUCAGUCUCCAGAGACUGCUGAGAGGAAAGAAUCUGAGGACAACAAUGAGCAGCUUCCACCUGAAACUGAGCAAAUGUCCCAGAAACAGUCCAGUGACUCUACAGCUAAUGGAGAGGAAUCUAAAUCUACAGAAACCAUGCUACGUGAGUUUGCAGAGGAUGAUUUACAAGAUCUACCAGAAAUGGAAGCAAUUAAAAAGAAGAUUGAGGCUUUCUUGGAAGACUGGGAAACAGUGGAGUCAGAAAUCAAGAUGUCAUCUCAAAUUCAAGUUGUUGUUUUAGAGAUUGCUGAGCAAACUCCAGAAAGUCUGCUUAACCAAAUUGUGCUGGCGAUGGAAAAACCUUUUCAAUACUAUGGUUGGGAACUAUCUGAUGAAGACCUGAAUGAGGAAGCAGAAGACCUGGCUGCUGAAGCAGAAGAUAAAGAAGAGGAAAAUGAAGAAGAAGAGGAAGAAGAAGAAGAAGAAGAUGAAGAAAAAACUCGGGAGAAGAAAAGGCAGAUGGGAGACACAAAACACUUUUGUCCAGUCAGUCUGAAAGAGAACUUCGUCCUCUACCCAGGCCUCCUUGAAUAUGCAGCUAAAUAUCGAGAGAAGAUUUAUUACUUUUCAACUUUUGAGUGCAGAGAGCAAUUCCUGGAGAACCCUGAGGACUAUGUGGCUCACAAGGAACCAAUACAAGCUCCUCCUUUACGGGUGUUCUUCCUUGGGACACACGGAGCAGGUAAAACGACUUGUGCACGAAGGAUAGCAGAGAAAUUAGGCAUUUUCCAUAUUCAGUUUGAAGAAUAUCUACAGCAACUGAUCUUACCCAAAACGAAAAAGAAAGUUGGGCCCCAUCUUGAUGAAGAAUCUGAAGCAGAUGACUAUAAAAUGGAAAUUCUAGCAGAGGAACUGGAAGACUUCCCUCAGACCGUGACUGAAGCUGAGUUAGAAGAAAGUGAACAGGAGGUGGAAUUAACUGCUGAGGAAGAAGCAAUCAAAGCAAAUCUGAUGUAUAAUGAGGCACUGCCUGCAGAAGUCCUUGAUAACAUUGUCCCUGACUGGUGGAGGAAAGAGCCAUUCCGGUCCACAGGAUUUAUACUGGAUGGUUUCCCUCGUACUUUAGAUGAAGUCAUGUACUUGUUAGAACAUGGGCUGUGCCCUGAUGUUGUGGUUUACCUCCAAGUAGAAGAAAGUGACGUUCUUGACCGUCUCGUUCCUCCACGUCUGAAAAAAUGGCAAGAAAGACGAAAUAAAAAAAUGGAACAUAAAAAGAAACUGAAAGACCUGAAAGCAAAAAUAAGGGAAGAGAAGAUGGCUAGAAGAAGGGAAGAACUUUUAGCAGAACAAAAGCAAAAGCAACAGGAGGAUUUAGAAAAUGAGGAGCAUGGUGAGGCCUCUGAGGAAGGAGAUGGGAAUGAAAAUGAAGAUAUUGAAGCUAUACUUGCAGAAGAGUUUUUUGAAGAAGAAGAAGAAGAGGCUGAAGAAGAACAAGAGAUUGAUGCUAUUGAACGCAUGCAAAAUGAAACUUCAGAAAAGUAUGACUCAGAAAGAGACAGUUUAGAAUCUGUGCAGGAAGAACUGGAAAAAUGGCUCAUACCACAAAUUGAGAUCAAUGGAGGAAGGAAGCCUCACAUUGUCUGCUACCAAGUGUAUAAGAAGCUGGGUCCUCUGGUGGAAACUCGUGGAAGCAUUUUUGAGAAAUGCUACCCAAUAAGUUUGCCAGUUGCACAGAAGUUGCUUCUUUUCUCAUAUAAAUUUCUCAGUUCCUUUGGUCGGUGGGAUCCAGUCAAGCUAAGUGAAGGAGAGGUAAUCAAGCCCCAGCACAGCCAUGAAAACACAGUCUUCCCUGUAAUCCAUCGACAAUAUAUUUACUUCUUUUCAAGUAAAGGAAAUGCAGAAACAUUUAUGAAAAAUCCCAUCAAAUACAUUCGUCAGCCAAAACCUAAACCAGCUGUGCCAGUUAAAAUUGCAAUUGUGGGACCUCCAAAAUCUGGAAAAACUACAGUUGCCAAGAAGUUUGCGAGUGUGUACGGGCUCCUGCGCCUGAGCGUGGGAGAUGCCAUCCGGCUGGUGCUGAGCAGCCAGGCAGGCACUGAGCUGGCUCUCAGGCUGCAGCAGCAUCUCCACAAAGGACUGACUGUGCCUGAUGAACUGGCCAUCCAGGCUCUAGAUGUGGCUCUGAUGAACCACGUGUGUAAUACCACUGGAGUUGUAUUUGAUGGAUAUCCUGUAACAAGAAAACAAGUGAACCUCUUGGAAUCAGCCAGAAUAAUUCCAGUGAAAAUCUUUGAAUUAGAUAUGGAUGCAAAGGAAGUGUUCAGAAGAGCACUGCUGGAUAAGGAAACCACAGACAGACCUCCCUACCCUCCACACGACAGCUCCCAGAUUCUAGCUAUUAAAAAUUCCUGCUAUAAACAGCAAGUUGAAGCAAUCAGGACUUACUACAUGGAGGAGCAUCAGAACUGGUGUGUGAUCGAUGCCUUUCGGAGCAAGUGGUGGAUGUGGAACAAAGUACAGCAGGAAGUUCAAAAGGUCAUUAAAAAAAUCCAGAUAUACCUGGAGAGAAUAAGAGAAGGGAAAGCAGCUGGCAUUGCUGAUUUAUGUAUCACUCCCCGAGAGCUGGAGCAGAGGCUGGGGGAGUUUGGCCACUACUGUCCUGUCAGCCUUGCAGAAAAGGGUGAACUGGUUGACUGCUCCACAACCUUGUCUCUGCAGUUUGCUGCAGAAUUCCGAGGACAUUAUUACAAAAUGGCUUCCCAGGCAGAAAUGGAUAAAUUCCUGAGCAGACCAGAGGUUUAUGUACCACCACUGGCACCUCACCCUCUCCCACCCACAGACAUGCUACCAAAGAAACUGACUGAAGAGGAAGUGAAGGCCUUACUCCCUGAAAGUGUUGAAAUGAAAGGAUACUGUCCAGUCACUUACCUAGAUGGAAAACUGAGAUAUGAAGCCUUGGUGACUGGCAACACUAAGUAUGCAGCAAAAUAUCAAGAGAAGAUAUAUAUUUUUGAAAGUGAAGAAAAACUCCUGAAGUUCAUGAGGUUACCAGAGAAGUACUGGAACCUGAAGCUUCCACAUAAACUCCCUCCACCAAAGGAGCCAAAGCUGCUCACUGCACUUCCCAUGCUUGGGUACCUGGAACAGGGAGUAGCAACUGCUCUGAUAAAAGCUCUGACAGAAGUUGGCUGCUUGAAGCCCAAGUAUCCAUUCCUAAGUGUAAGAAAAACUGCUCUGCUCUUUGUGGCCUGGCACUUAAAAGCGCACAACCCGCGGAGCCCGCAGCCGCUGCAGCACCGGUACCGGAGGGCGCUGGCGCGGUUCGUGGAGCACUGCCAGCUCCUGCCCUACCUGGGGGCGGCCAUGGCGGGCCCCUACCUGGACCCGCGCCACAGACCCCCGCGCCUGGCCCGCAGCCUGCAGACCUUCCUCUCCCUGAAGGGGGCCAGCCCGGGCCUGGCCUAG
Apus apus (common swift) is the source of this 5442-nucleotide messenger RNA. It is a transcript of the gene AK9, whose product is annotated as adenylate kinase 9. Gene Ontology annotation, cellular component: cytoplasm. The record is from RefSeq and is a predicted model, not a curated record. The transcript is spliced from 38 exons. Gene Ontology annotation, biological process: AMP phosphorylation. Lineage: Eukaryota; Metazoa; Chordata; Aves; Apodiformes; Apodidae. Gene Ontology annotation, molecular function: AMP kinase activity; nucleoside diphosphate kinase activity; ATP binding. Bases 1 to 5442 code for a protein of 1813 amino acids.